Phyllotreta striolata is the source of this 2642-nucleotide messenger RNA. The record is from the annotation of a GenBank genome assembly. Lineage: Eukaryota; Metazoa; Arthropoda; Insecta; Coleoptera; Chrysomelidae.
CGGAAUAUGACAGCAGUCGAUUUUUCAGCGGACCAAAAACGUAAUUUAAACCUGAUUUCGGACCAAAUAGUUACGUUAGCAGUAUUCAAAUAGUAUUUUUGUACGUGAUAUAGCCGAUCGACUCGCCGAUCAUACGCCGACUGAGCGUAAUAACCGCCCGUAAGUGUGUGUUGUUUUUCCUUUUUGCCAUUUUGCAAACCACUUGUUAACUAGUAAUGGCAUUUUAAUUAUUUAAACCGCGUUGGUAAAGUUUAAAUUCGCCGUGUCGUGGCCGAAUGAGCUGGUUCGACGUCGUCGAGGCCUAAUCGUGCAACGAGCUGAUCGUCGGCGAGGCGCUAUGUUAGGGAAUUUGAAUAUUCUUAGACGAGUAAAGGUCGACAAUAUGAUGUCUUGUUCUCUUCCCGUCGUCCCAGUUUUACAAACACUCUCCUCGAUAAACUCAUCACCGGAUUAUCCAAUUCACAUCGGAAUUAAGAGAGGUAGCGACGAAUUGCUUUCCCAAUCGAACGUAUCAGUCAUGGCUCCUUCUGCUCCGCACGCUGAUAACAACAACCAAGAAAAUGCCAAAAAAGUAAAACUAGAACAGAACGUAGGCAAACCGUCGAGGGUGAUACACAUUAGGAACAUUCCCAGUGACGUUUCCGAAGCAGAAAUCAUACAUUUGGGCCUGCCCUUCGGCAGGGUGACGAACGUUUUGGUAUUGAAAGGGAAAAACCAGGCUUUUCUGGAAAUGGGCGACGAGCAAUCGGCCACCACGAUGGUCAAUUAUUUUUCCAAUUGCAUCGCCCAAUUGAGAGGUCGGGCCGUCUACGUGCAAUAUUCCAAUCACAGGGAGCUGAAGACCGAUCAGACGCAUUCCAAUGCGAAUGCAUCGGCGCAAGCGGCCCUGCAGGCCGCCCAGGCGAUCACGAACAACGCCGUGACGCCGGCGAACAAUUCGGCGCCCGCCACCAACGGGCAGGAUAUACAAGGCGGACCGAAUACCGUUCUUAGAGUUAUCAUCGAACACAUGAUAUACCCUAUCAGUUUAGAUAUUUUACAUUUGAUAUUCCAACGUUUCGGAAAAGUAUUAAAAAUUGUGACGUUCACGAAAAACAACUCAUUCCAAGCGCUCAUCCAGUACCCGGACACCCAAUCGGCGCAGGCCGCGAAGCAGGCCCUCGACGGCCAGAACAUCUACAACAGCUGUUGCACGUUGCGCAUCGACUACUCGAAGAUGUCGUCGUUGAACGUGAAAUACAACAACGACAAAUCGCGCGACUACACGAACCCCAAUCUGCCGACCGGCGAGGGCGGCGACCAGCUCGCCCUGGGCGGCGGGCUGGCCGGCGGCCUGGGCGCCGACAUCCUGCUGUUGGCCACCCAACCGAGAUUGGCCCGAGAGAGAUUGGCCGAUUCGAUUUUGUCGGGUUCGCCGGGGGUGCUGAGCAAUCCGUUCGUGCACGGGCUGGCGUCGCCGUUGGCGGCGCCCUAUUCGGGCGGCGUGGCCGGCGGCAUACCCGGCUUGGGGAACUUCGCCUUGGGCCAGACGGCGCCGGGGCUGAGGAGCUUGGGUAAUCCGGGCCUCGCCAUGGCGACCGUGCUGUUGGUCAGCAAUCUCAACGAAGAGAUGGUCACGCCUGAUGCUCUCUUUACACUAUUUGGCGUCUACGGUGACGUGCAACGGGUGAAAAUCAUGUACAAUAAAAAGGACUCGGCUCUGGUGCAAUUGGCCGAACCCCAUCAAGCCCAUUUAGCCAUAACGCACAUGGACAAGCUAAAAGUGUUCGGUAAAAAUAUAAGAGUGAUGUUGAGUAAACACCAAAGCGUACAAAUGCCUAAGGAGGGACAGCCUGACGCAGGUUUGACCAAAGAUUACAGCCAGAGUCCAUUGCACAGAUUCAAGAAACCUGGAUCGAAGAAUUACCAAAAUAUCUACCCACCCUCGUCGACGCUGCAUUUGAGCAACAUUCCUGCGACCAUUAACGAGGACGAUAUCAAGGAAGCAUUCACUAAGAAUGGUUUUACGGUUAAGGCUUUCAAAUUUUUCCCGAAAGACAGGAAAAUGGCCUUGAUCCAAUUGCCAAGCAUGGAGGAGGCGGUUGUGGCUUUGAUAAAGAUGCACAACUAUCAACUGUCUGACUCCAAUCACCUUAGGGUCUCGUUCUCGAAAUCUAGUAUUUAAGAGGCGUUUGUUAAACAUUAAAACAAAACAGUAUUCAUUCCAUUUUACAAAAAAUAUAUAUUUAAAUAUAUAUAUAUAAAUAGAUAUAUAUAUAUACAUAAAAAAAAUUGCGUUCGUGGUCGAGUCGAAGAUUCAAGUAUCACGAAAACAAGAUGACAUGGUAGCUAAUGAAGUUCGCUUAUUUAUUAUUAUUAAUAUAAUAUAUAGACUGUUAUUUUUUGGCAGGAUUUAUGUAACUUUCGAUAUAUUUUUUUGUUCGAACGACGAGCAUGUUGAUAGUCGUUUUGUAUUUUUUUAUCGAUUAAGUGUUUUAAAUGUUAAGUUAGAUUUAUUCUUCUCAAUUUUGUAUUAUCGUUAAUUGCGGUUAUAUUUCUAUUCGUUUACGAGUGUGUAUUCGUUGCUACAAUUGGUGCAUAAUUUAAAAUGAAAUUAUAACUUUGCUAAAUUUUGCUCGAUAUUGAUUCGUUGAUAAGUACAA